Molecule: messenger RNA, 1157 nt
Organism: Choloepus didactylus (southern two-toed sloth)
Lineage: Eukaryota; Metazoa; Chordata; Mammalia; Pilosa; Megalonychidae
Gene: ATG4A
Product: autophagy related 4A cysteine peptidase
Exons: 12
Coding region: 1-1146 (381 amino acids)
Molecular function (GO): protein-phosphatidylethanolamide deconjugating activity
Source: RefSeq, a predicted model, not a curated record
AUGGCUUAUGCAAAGGAGCAGUAUAAAGAAUUAGAAACCAUCAAUAAGGAAGACCAUAGCUUUGACAUACCAGAGAAAGACUUUAAAAGGAAAGGGCAAUUUAAGGAACCCAUAUUCAUUUCCAUCCCUUUGCCAACAGGGGGAACAGGCCCUUCAUCAGAUGCUGGCUGGAGAUGUAUUCUACGCUGUGGGCAGAUGAUGCUGGCCCAAGCCCUUAUCUAUAAACACUUGGGAAGGGAUUGGAACUGGGAGAAACAAAAAGAACAACCCAGGGGAGGAUAUCAACGGAUUCUACAGUGCUUCUUAGAUAGAAAAGACUGUUGCUACUCUAUCCGUGAAAUGGCACAAAUGGGUGUAGGAGAAGGGAAAUCAAUUGGUGAAUGGUUUGGACCAAAUACAGUUGCACAGGUGUUAAAAAAACUUGCUUUAUUUUAUGAAUGGAACGCCUUGGCUGUUUAUGUUUCAAUGGAUAACACAGUGGUCAUUGAAGAUAUCAAAAAAAUGUGCUGUGUCCUUCCCAUGAGUGUUGACACAGCUGGUGAAAGCCCCUCAGCUUCUCUGAAUGCUUCAAACCAGAGUAAGGGCACCUCUGCAUGCUGCUCGGCCUGGAAACCCUUGCUGCUCAUUGUGCCCCUUCGCCUGGGCAUAAACCAAAUCAACCCUGUUUAUGUUGAUGCAUUCAAAGAAUGUUUUAAGAUGCCACAGUCUUUAGGAGCAUUAGGAGGAAAACCAAAUAACGCCUAUUAUUUCAUAGGAUUCUUAGGUGAUGAGCUCAUCUUCUUGGACCCUCACACAACCCAGACCUUUGUUGACACUGAAGAGAAUGGAAUGGUUGAUGACCAGACUUUCCAUUGGCUGCAGUCCCCACAGCGAAUGAAUAUCCUGAACUUGGAUCCUUCCGUAGCAUUGGGAUUUUUCUGCAAAGAAGAGAAAGACUUUGAUAACUGGUAUAGCCUUGUUCAGAAGGAAAUUCUAAGGGAGAAUUUAAGGAUGUUUGAAUUAGUUCAGAAACAUCCAUCCCACUGGCCUCCCUUUGUUCCUCCAUCCAAGCCAGAAGUGACAACCACUGGGGCAGAAUUCAUAGACUCAACAGAACAACUAGAGGAGUUUGACCUGGAGGAAGAUUUUGAGAUUCUGAGCAUAUAAAAUAGCACAAA